GUAACAAUGCCGUGAUUGUACUAAUCCCAAAAGCAAGGAGCCUGCGGUGCUGGGGCAAACCCGCUGGGCGGCCGCUUGGCGGCACGACAGAGCCGCAGCCAGAGACGAAAUCUGGAGCGAGCACGUCAGCCCCUCGUUUGGCAUCGCUUUCAGCCUUUAGGGUCUCUCCUCCUCAAAUAUCCGGACGCCAGCUCCCCGCCCCGCCGCCACCCUGCGGAGUCCGACCCACGGCGUCCGGGCUGUUGCCCGGCCUCCCGCCGCUCCCUCCGCCUCCAUCUUCUCUGCGCGCCUGCGCGACCGGAAAAUUCGCGAAGGUUCCUGAAGCGGAACCGGCCGUUUCCGGAAGCCGGCAGCCGCCCCAGCCGUCAGACCGGUCGUUGCGCCAGUGGGGUUGUAAGCGCAUCCUCUUGCUCGUCCCUGUGUUUGAAUCCGACCCGUAACGGUGGGGAAAGAAAAUGGCUCUGCUGUGCUACAACCGGGGCUGCGGUCAGCGCUUCGACCCCGAGACCAACUCCGACGAUGCUUGCACAUACCACCCAGGUGUUCCAGUCUUCCAUGAUGCCUUAAAGGGUUGGUCUUGCUGUAAGAGAAGAACAACUGAUUUUUCUGAUUUUUUAAGCAUUGCAGGCUGUACGAAAGGUAGGCAUAAUAGUGAGAAACCACCUGAGCCAGUCAAACCUGAAGUCAAGACUACUGAGAAGAAAGAACUUUCUGAAUUGAAGCCUAAGUUUCAGGAGCACAUCAUUCAAGCCCCUAAACCAGUAGAAGCAAUAAAAAGGCCAAGCCCAGAUGAACCAAUGACAAACUUGGAAUUAAAAAUAUCUGCCUCCCUAAAACAAGCACUUGAUAAACUUAAACUGUCAUCAGGGAAUGAAGAAAAUAAAAAAGAAGAGGACAGUGAUGAAAUUAAGAUUGGGACCUCAUGUAAAAAUGGAGGGUGUUCAAAGACAUAUCAAGGCCUGCAGAGUCUAGAUGAAGUCUGUGUAUAUCAUUCUGGAGUACCUAUUUUUCAUGAAGGGAUGAAAUACUGGAGCUGUUGUAGAAGAAAAACUUCAGAUUUCAAUACAUUCUUAGCCCAGGAGGGCUGUACAACAGGGAAACACGUGUGGACUAAGAAGGAUGCUGGGAAAAAAGUCGUUCCAUGUAGACAUGACUGGCAUCAGACUGGAGGUGAAGUCACCAUUUCAGUAUAUGCUAAAAAUUCACUCCCAGAACUUAGCCAAGUAGUAGCAAAUAGUACAUUGUUAAAUGUGCAUAUUGUAUUUGAAGGAGAGAAAGAAUUUCAUCAAAAUGUGAAAUUAUGGGGUGUGAUUGAUGUGACACGAAGUUAUGUAACUAUGACUGCAACAAAGAUUGAGAUCACCAUGAGAAAAGCUGAGCCUAUGCAGUGGGCAAGCCUUGAACUGCCUGCAACCAAAAAGCAGGAAGAACAAAAAGAAGAUUCAACAGAAUGAGUUGACGGGGGAAAAAAUGAUUGCCUGUUUCAGAAUUCUUAGUAUGUGGUAAAAUGUUGGCUUGCUGCUGUAAUCUUUGUUGUUGCUGUCGUUGUCGUCAUUGUUGUUGAGUCUGGCAUUUCAGGGUCAACGGUAGGUUCUUAAAAGCCAAAGUCAGGUUAUCAUUUUGUGCCUCCCAUCUUUUUGAGUUACCUAAGGUUGAUUAUUCGUUUCUCCUCACUUGAUAGAACUGUAGUUGUGUCCUGUACUUGAAAAGCUAGAAAACAGCAGUUUCAGUAUUUCUUGGUAUGAUAUUAUGUUUAGCAGACAAGUGUAAAGGAACAUUUGUUUGGUUCACAUCUGUUCCUAUUAUCCCAUAAUUAGUAAAGCCAAGAUGGAAUAUCCGAUUUUUAAUUAGUUUUUUCCAUGAGUUUGUGUUCCUAUAAUACUUGAAAAUCUUUAAGGAAGACAUGAAGCUCUGCAUUGCCUUCUCGGGAAGGUUACUUGCUUUAGAAGGAUUAAUUCUGAGGUAGUGUAGUUUUACUAGUUAAAGAGGACAUAUAUACAUUGAUUAACAAAUUGGAAUUUGUUUGCAACUAAUUAAAACAUCAUAUCAGUACCUUUAUUACUUGCCAAGCGCUAUGAUAUAAAUGUAUCAGAAACAUUAUAGAUAAGAGUAGAGAGGUAUCAAUUUGGUUAAAAUUUGCUGUUAAGACCAAGCAAUAAUGUUAACCAUCUCUUUUCUGAUUUUUUUUAUAAGGUCUUUGUAUGGUGUUAUGACUAAAUUGUACUUGAUUUGUAGCCUACACCCUCUUAAAAUCUUUAAUUAGUUACAUGUAAAGAGAAAUAUAUCUAUAACUUUCCACCUCUGAUGGAAAACUGUAUCUAUAAAACUGUAGACUUAAAGGCUUAUGGAAAUACAUUAGAGUAUCAAAAAACUAAAUAUUUAAGCUUUGCUUUAUGAGAAAUACCUAUUACAUGUUAACUAAAGUAGCUUAAUUCUUUUGGAGUUUUUUUAGGCUUUCAUAAACAGCUUGACAAUUCUAGGUGAUACGAUGUUGAUUAUAUAUUAUACUUCAUUAGAUACAGGUAUCACAGACUUAGAUUGUUUAUGCCAAUUGAACCCAUUAAAGGAUAAUUUACUUUUUGAGGCAGUGCAGAGUUCACCAAGAAAACUAAAAUUAAGAAAUGUUAUGAAGGCCAGAACUUUGGCACAGUUUAAGCAUUUUGGGUGUGAAUUAUGCUUAUGUAGAUUAAAAUGAUUAUUUCCCAA
Felis catus (domestic cat) is the source of this 2706-nucleotide messenger RNA. RefSeq names its product cysteine and histidine rich domain containing 1 (gene CHORDC1). Gene Ontology annotation, biological process: centrosome duplication. Gene Ontology annotation, molecular function: zinc ion binding. The coding region runs from base 456 to 1454 and encodes 332 amino acids. NCBI's taxonomy places the organism in Eukaryota, Metazoa, Chordata, Mammalia, Carnivora, Felidae. The transcript has 11 exons. The record is from RefSeq and is a predicted model, not a curated record.